CGAAAGCUGAGAAAUUUGUUAGAAACAAUGCAGUGGAAUUAAAAAACGUAUCUAGUUAAACGGGGAAAACAAUCAAAAACACCUAUAUGCUAAGUUAAAUAAUUGAUUAAGUGCACACACAAAUAGCUAUUUUCGAAUAUGGAUAUGGCACGUAGCAUAUUCGGUCGUGACCAUGAGGGUUACGUGGGCCGUGAAGAACAUACGCAGCGCAAAUUACAGAACUUGGGUUCCGAAGACGAUAUUGGUGAACUGCCGCCAAUGAUGGAGGAAUUAAGUGUUGCAGACGGCUUGCGUCCAAAUCCUGGAGGACCUUUCUCAGCGCUAACACCCUCAAUGUGGCCCCAGGAGAUUCUGGCCAAGCUAGGAGGCGAAUCGGAACUGGCGGUUGCAGAUCCCAAUGAUCAGCCCGAUUAUCGUUUUGAUGAAUUUGGUUUUCGAGUCGAGGAGGAGGAUGGACCCGAACAAAGUUCGAAUAAAUUGCUCAGCAUACCAUUUAUAGAGGAUGCACAGCAGCGCUUACAGUGGAUCGCCCACUUAGAGUUUGCCCACAACAAGGAAGCCAACGAACUGAGCUGGGAGCAUGUGGAGUUGCUACUGCAGCGCACCGAGAAGCUGCGCAAAAUGGUUCAAAACGGCAUACCUCACAGUCUGCGACCUCAAAUGUGGAUGCGUCUCUCUGGUGCACUGUCCAAAAAGCAAAAAAGCGAGACUAGCUAUCAGGAUAUAGUCAAAGCUUCCAGCAACGAUCAAUUAAUGACAUCGAAGCAAAUAGAAAAAGAUCUGUUGCGCAUAUUGCCGACGAAUGCGUGCUUUAGUCAUCCAAAUGGAACGGGCAUACCGAGACUGCGUCGCAUACUGCGCGGCAUUGCGUGGCUCUUUCCCGACAUUGGCUACUGUCAGGGAACCGGAGUGAUUGUUGCCUGCCUGCUGCUGUUCAUGGAGGAGGAGAAUGCAUUCUGGAUGAUGGUCACCAUUGUAGAGGAUCUUCUGCCGGCCUCAUACUAUAGCUCAACGUUGCUAGGCAUCCAGGCGGACCAGCGGGUGAUGCAGACCCUAAUUGCCAAUUAUUUGGCCAGCGUGGAUGAGUCGCUGAAGCGUCACGACAUCGAUCUGUCGCUGAUAACGUUGCACUGGUUUCUCACGCUCUUUGCAAAUGUGGUGCACAUGAAAAUACUGGUGCGCAUCUGGGACUGGUUCUUCUACGAGGGCUCCAUUGUGCUGUUCCAGCUAACGCUGGGCAUGCUCAAGGUCAAGGAAGCGGAUCUCAAACACUUGGAAAACUCUGCACAGAUAUUCAAUUCGCUAUCCAUGUGCUGCGAAGUAGACGACGUUGAGGUGCUUUUCCGUCAGGCGCUAGAGGUGGGCGGCUCGUUAAGUCAAACCGUUAUCGAUACGCAUCGACGGCGUCAUCUGGCCUAUUUGAUGGCCGAUCAGGGCCAUCAGAUUGGCAAUCCGGAGGCAGCAGCCAAUCUGCCCAAGCAGCAGCUGUCGCGACGGCAAGUGCGCAAAAGUAAAUCCAUACUGGAGGCGAUUCUGUUUCGCAGCGAUCCCGAAGCGGAGCAGCUAAAGAACAAGAAUAUACGGCAAACCGAAAUUCUGGUCGAUCUGCGCGAGGCCAUACUGAAGGUAGGCCGUCACUUCAUAACCAUCGAACCGAAACUGGCUGGCCACAUCCAGCUGACGGCCAACUACAGCACCGAAUCGCAUGCCAAGGAUCACGAGAACUUCAUCAAUGUGGCACGCACGCGGAAGCGGCGAGCCAAAGCUUUGCAUGACUUUGAGCGGCAUGAUGACGAUGAAUUGGGCUUCCGGCGCAACGAUAUCAUAACCAUAAUUAGCCAAAAGGAUGAGCAUUGCUGGGUGGGUGAGUUGAAUGGCUUGCGGGGCUGGUUUCCCGCAAAGUUUGUCCAACUGCUCGAUGAGCGCAGCAAAUUGUAUACCUCCGCUGGAGAUGAUGCCAUUUCGGAAACGGUCACGGAUCUCGUGCGCGGUACCUUGGCGCCGGCGAUUAAAGCAUUCCUUGAGCAUGGCAUGAAACGGCCCACAUUUCUGGGCGGGCCCAUACAUCCGUGGCUAUUCAUCGAGGAGGUCUCCUCGCUGGAGGUGGAAAAGGACUUUAAAUCGGUGUACAGCCGUCUGGUUCUGUGCAAAACCUAUCGUCUGGAUGAGGACGGCAAGGUAUUGACGCCCGAAGAGCUGCUCUAUCGCUGCGUCCAGGCAAUCAAUCAGACCCACGACAAUGCCCAUGCCCAAAUGGAUGUGAAGCUGCGCUCGCUCAUUUGCCUGGGCCUCAAUGAACAGGUGCUGCAUCUGUGGCUUGAGGUGCUCUGCGCAUGCCAGGAGGUAGUACAGAAAUGGUAUCACACCUGGAGCUUUAUUGAUUCACCCGGUUGGGUGCAAAUCAAAUGCGAAUUGCGUAUCCUCUCACAGUUUGCCUUUAACCUGAAUCCGGACUGGGAGUUGCCGCCCAAGCGUGGCAAGGAGUCGCAGCCACUGAAGGAUGGUGUGCGCGACAUGCUUGUCAAGCAUCAUUUGUUCUCCUGGGACCUGUGAGUCAGCUUAUUGUGGGAUGGCUUUUAAAACAUUAAUUUUUAUAGAUUCCUUUAUGUGUGUACAAUCAUGCUCGCUGCCUAAUCCGCCAUCUAAAUCCUAAGUAUUCAAUCUGAACAAAAGCUGCGCGUUAGUAUCUCAUGCUUUCAUUUCGUGUGCAAUCUUCUCUAAGAAUCGAACAGCUUCGGCGUGUCGAAGUUUAAAUAUUCUUGCAGACUUGUUUGUUUCUUAGCUUAUUGAGAAAACUAUCUAAUUCUCCUUCAUUCCUCAGUCGGCUUUUUGUUAAAUUAGGCUCUGCAAGAAUAUCAAUUUAGCUUGUAAAAUAUCUCUUUGUGUUGUUGUAAGCUUAACUUAAGUGCAGUCUACCUUAAGCCCCAUUCGCACAGAUAUACAUAUAUAUACAUAUACAUAUACAUUUAAAUGUAGACUUUGCUAUUGAAUUAAAAUAUAUCCAUCCAUAAUUGUAGCUCCCACACACAACAAGAACACACACAGAAUUGUACUUAAUUAUAAACGUAACGUACCUUUGAAUUUAAAUCAAAUCUUAUAAAGUAUUUAUAAUAUAUAUAUA
Drosophila grimshawi is the source of this 3121-nucleotide messenger RNA. Its product is annotated as small G protein signaling modulator 3 homolog. Lineage: Eukaryota; Metazoa; Arthropoda; Insecta; Diptera; Drosophilidae. The record is from RefSeq and is a predicted model, not a curated record. The coding region runs from base 139 to 2553 and encodes 804 amino acids. Gene Ontology annotation, molecular function: protein binding. The transcript is spliced from 3 exons.